Messenger RNA from Lachancea dasiensis, 681 nucleotides. Lineage: Eukaryota; Fungi; Ascomycota; Saccharomycetes; Saccharomycetales; Saccharomycetaceae. The record is from the annotation of a GenBank genome assembly.
AUGUUGCCCACGCCUCAUGUGCGUUGCGAUUAUGACAAGGUAUAUGAACCUUCAGAGGACACUUUCCUGAUGUUGGAUGCCUUAGAAAAGGACCAGGAAUUUCUACGUAGGUUUUUAGGCGAUAAGAUGAACUUGGUCUCUGAAAUCGGUUGUGGUUCUGGAAUGGUCACAACAUUCAUGAUGCACAAUAGGAUUCCAAAUAAAAAUGCUAUAUACCUUCCUACCGACAUAAAUCCCUGGGCCAUGGAAUCGAUGGUUGACACCGCCAGCCUAAACAAGUGCGACCAGAAUGUUUUAAGCCCAAUUCGGAUGAAUAUGGCCAAAUCGUUGCGCUCAGGGCAAAUCGAUUUACUAGUGUUCAAUCCUCCGUACGUUCCGGCGGAGAGCGUACCAACAAUACCGACGGAGGAAUUAUCAGUGACAGGGGAAGGCAAAGAAGAUGCAGCUUGGCUUGACCUCGCUCUCUUGGGAGGCGAUGAUGGGAUGGUAGUCACAUGGAAGCUGCUCCAUAGCUUGGAUGAGUUCUUGGCCCCAAAUGGUAUUGCUUAUGUGCUAUUUUGUGCUAGAAAUAAGCCACAAGAGGUGGUAAAGGCCAUGCAACUGCAGAACUGGUCGUGUGAGUUGGUCGAAUACCGAAAAGCAGGAUGGGAAGUCCUGAGUAUUUAUAAAUUCCACCGCUAA